Messenger RNA from Mercenaria mercenaria, 2114 nucleotides. RefSeq lists its product as uncharacterized. The coding region runs from base 227 to 1021 and encodes 264 amino acids. The record is from RefSeq and is a predicted model, not a curated record. The transcript has 5 exons. Lineage: Eukaryota; Metazoa; Mollusca; Bivalvia; Venerida; Veneridae.
AAAACAUUAUUUUGUUCAUAAAUGAAAAGGAAAGCUUUAUUUGAUCUGUUUUCUAGAUAAUAAUUUGUUAAUUUACUGUGUGAUAGAUCAGUGCAGAACAACUGUCACAGAAAAAUGUUCAUAUGAACAGAAUUUUUUAUGUGAAUUGCCAUCGUGAGAAAAGUCCUACCUUAAAAAUUAGUCUAGCAGUUUUAAAAUGUGAAUAAAUGUAACAGUUUAAAAAAAAAUGGAGGCAUUAAUACAUCCGUGUUGGAAUAGGUCUGCACUGCUGCAUAAACUAUGUCUGUAUUCAGGAUGGUCACGGAGUGCAUGUUGUCUUACACAGUCUGUACACAACGCUAGCACUGGAGGUCUGUCUUGUUCCAGGCUUCAUAGAAGCUCAGGACAUUGCAAGGAAGCCAGUUUCGGAUCACAUCAUUCAAACUUUUUUUUGACAUUAAAGAACCAUGACCUGCACAACAACAGUAAUACAGUUUUCACACAGAGAACUAUAGGAUUACAUACCUUGCCAAAAGCUUCUAUCUUUAGAAACUUUGAUUCAGAAGGAAGCUUGAAAGAUUUAUGUAGCAGAAACAAUCUGAUAUUAUCUCGAGGAUGGUCAAGGUCAUCAAGGUCAGAGAGGAAUGAUGAUGACACAGCAGAUCCUGGGAAGUUAGAACACAGAUACCUGAUGGAGAGGUUGGCAUCUGAAAAUGAUAUGUUGUCGAGAUUUCGUAACACUUAUAUCAUGACCUUGGUCAGUCUUGCUUCACUGCAGUUUGAUAUAUCACAAAUUCCGUCUGCUAUUGGUGCAGUUGCCAUAGUUACUGCAGAACUGAACCUUACAGUAGCCACAGUGAUCUAUAUCUCAAAUUUGCUCAUGUUCCGGCGAGACUGUAAACUGCUUGGAACUUCUUUCUUAGGACGUGUUUUGUUUGCUAUUGCACAUUUCGUGUUAUGGACACUUCUUCUCACCUUACUCUUUCCAGACGGCAACCAGAUUGAUGAAGAACUGAAACGUUACACUGGAGACGAUAACUGAUAAUCCAAGAAUUCCGUAAAUGUGAAUUGAUAAUCGUUGUAAAUGAAUGCUACAUUUAGUGGCAAAUUAUUUUUGCUAUUCAGUAGUACUUCUUAAAUUAGCUUCUUACCACCACUUAUUUCUUCAAGUUACGUUACAAGUAGUAAAUGUUAUCACACCAUGAAGCAGGUAGUCAGCAGUUUGAUCCCCAGUUCCUCCAACAAAAUUUACUCACAUACUUUUGGACAAGAAUAGUCUUUGGGUGCUUAACACAUGGCACACUCAAAGACCCAGGGAAACUUUUAGUAUUUGAGCUUCCCACUGAAAACCACUUUUCUAGAGGAAUCAGCAGUUUCAGUUGUUAAACCAUCAUGUGUAUUUUGCAAGGGUAAUGUAGCUGUUCAGUUUUUUUUUUCAAUAUCAACCUUUACAACAACAGAAAAUAACCUGGCCCCGUAUUCACAAAACAUUUUUCGAUCUCAGCUGAAUUUGAGUUUGAAAUUUUAAUAUCAGUUUUACGAAAACUUCAAGCUUAAAUUCCAAAUGAGACUGACCAUCAAUACCAAAUAAUCACUUUAAAAUAAUUAUUAACUGAAAAUUUGGGCUAAACAUGCUAUUUAGAUAUAAAUGAGAAAUUUUAAAGUUUCAUUAUCAAACUCUGAGCUGAGACUGAAAAUGUUUUGUGAACACGGGGCCUGUUGUCACACCUUGUAAUUACUCCAAGGACCUAUUUAUUUAACACAUGGUGUGUUCUUGCUUGUUCUGAACAAGUUGAAAAGACUGCAAUAUUUUAUUUUACGCAAUAUACUACAUUACAUUUGUACAAGUAAUAAUUUACAGGAAUUUCUUUUACGAUUUUUGUUAGUGAAAUUUUAUCUUGAAUUGUUUAGGACAAGUGUUUGUGGCAAACAGAGACUACUGUAGAUAACUUUUAUUUUGUUAUUUAGUAGCAGCCUUGUUCAUAUUAUUAAGAAUUAAAAAUUCAUGACUCGUUAUGUUGUUUGACAGAAUGUUGAUAAAAUAUUCAUGGCAGAUUGUGAACUGUUUUUGUUUUGUUUAUUGAUUUAUCACAAGCACAAUAUAUACAUGUAUUAUAUAUAAAGCAUAAUAUCUA